Molecule: messenger RNA, 1878 nt
Organism: Euleptes europaea (tarantolino)
Lineage: Eukaryota; Metazoa; Chordata; Lepidosauria; Squamata; Sphaerodactylidae
Gene: HMBOX1
Product: homeobox containing 1
Exons: 11
Coding region: 132-1505 (457 amino acids)
Biological process (GO): positive regulation of DNA-templated transcription
Cellular component (GO): nucleus
Molecular function (GO): double-stranded telomeric DNA binding
Source: RefSeq, a predicted model, not a curated record
GGGGGGAUCCCCACCCCCCAACUUCUGCUGUUAAAUGGUCAAGUGGAGAAGCAGCAACCAGGACCCAAAGAAUGGUAACUAGCGCCGAAGACCUCCAAGAGGCUUUCUGAUUUCCUCUCCCCAUGUAAAGUAUGCUGAGAACCUUUCCAGUGGUCCUGCUGGAAACCAUGUUUCACUACACAGAUGAACCCAGAUUCACCAUAGAGCAGAUAGACCUGCUUCAGCGCCUGAGGCGUACGGGGAUGACGCGGCACGAAAUCCUCCAUGCCCUGGAAACGUUCGACCGCCUCGACCAGGAGCACAGCGACAAGUUCGGGAGGCGGUCCACUUACGGGGCCAGUGGAGGGUCAUGUAGCAACAGCACCAACAACGUCCCAGCGUCUUCCUCCACAGCCACAGCUUCCACACAGACCCAGCACUCUGGGAUGUCCCCCUCACCUAGCAACAGUUACGAUACCUCCCCACAGCCUUGCACUACCAAUCAGAAUGGGAGGGAGAGUAAUGAGAGGUUGUCCGCCUUCAACGGAAAGAUGUCGCCCACCCGCUACCCGCUGGCCAACAGCAUGGCUCAGAGAUCAUACAGCUUUGAAGCCUCUGAGGAGGACUUGGAUGUCGAUGACAAAGUGGAGGAGCUGAUGAGGAGGGACAGCAGCGUGAUAAAAGAGGAAAUCAAAGCCUUCCUGGCCAACCGAAGGAUCUCUCAAGCAGUCGUUGCACAGGUAACAGGUAUCAGUCAGAGCCGGAUCUCCCACUGGCUGUUGCAGCAGGGAUCAGACCUGAGCGAGCAAAAGAAGAGGGCCUUUUACCGAUGGUACCAGCUUGAGAAGACAAACCCCGGGGCCACGUUAAGCAUGAGACCUGCCCCCGUUCCAGUAGAAGAACCAGAAUGGAGGCAGACCCCUCCUCCGGUCACGGCUACCUCUGGGACCUUCCGGCUACGGCGGGGCAGUCGGUUUACCUGGCGGAAAGAGUGCUUGGCUGUCAUGGAAAGCUACUUCAACGAGAAUCAAUAUCCUGAUGAAGCCAAGAGGGAAGAAAUUGCAAAUGCCUGUAAUGCAGUGAUUCAAAAGCCAGGGAAGAAGCUGUCCGAUUUGGAACGGGUGACCUCCCUCAAAGUGUACAACUGGUUUGCUAACAGAAGGAAGGAAAUCAAGAGGCGAGCCAAUAUUGAAGCAGCAAUCCUGGAGAGUCAUGGGAUAGAUGUACAAAGUCCUGGAGGCCACUCCAACAGUGACGACGUAGACGGGAAUGACUAUUCAGAGCAGGACACUUGGCAAGUACGCAAUGGGGAGGAGGAGGGACGAUGUACAGAGGGAGGCAGAGAAGCAGAGAAGUUAGAAGAAGACAGGAGGAUCUGCUCAAAACAAGAUGACAGCACUAGCCAUAGUGACCACCAAGACCCUAUCUCACUAGCCGUGGAGAUGGCAGCAGUAAACCACACCAUCCUGGCACUGGCCCGGCAAGGAACCAACGAGAUCAAAACAGAGGCCCUAGACGACGACUGAUGAAGCGGCGGAGGGGGAGGGCUGAGACCGAGAAAGUAACUUAGUUUUAGACGUAGCACCUUAGCAGCCUUUCCUGGUCCUUACUAUGUGUUUUUCUUGCAGUAUAACUUUGCAGUCUCUUGUACGUCAAGUUAGCCGUUUAGGGUCUUGUCCUGUGAAGAUGGCAUGGUGCCCUCUGACUCCGCAUAUAAACUCUCAGUAUUAACUCCCAGUCAAAUAAUUAACCAAGCCGACUGACCUCCCUAUUCCAGCUCACCCCCCCACCCCCCGUUUCCCCCAUGGCUAGACAAAAACCUUUGCUGCUCUGUCUUAGCAUUCCAUGAACGUGCUUCCAGGUGUCGUAGGCAGCCCUCAAUUCCAAGCCUUAGGCUAA